AUGAAAUAUAUUGGAUAUACAAAUAAUGUUAAGCAACAAUAUAAAUUACCUAUUUAUGAGAAUAUAGAUAUGCAAUCACUUAAAUUACCACGUGUAGCAAAAAAUGUACCGUCUAAUAUUAUGAUAAGAUUGAAACCAAGAAUUUGGGAUGGUUUGAUGCCACCUAAUGAUAAAUCCAAUUUAAAAUUUGAUUAUGAAACACCAGACGAUAAUACAUGGAUAAUUAAUGGAGAAACUUUUCAUUUUAAUAAUAUCCAAAAGGAGGAGGGUGAUGUUGGCAAUAUUGUAGAGGAUCUUUUAGAUGGGUAUAAUUAUAACAUAAUGACAUAUGGACAAGCUAAAACAGGGAAAACGAGAUUUCUGUUUUGUGAACAUGAAGGUUAUAUAGUAACUAUCUGUAAAGCGCUUUUUACUAAAUUAUCAGAAAAUUAUCAUCAACAGCCUAAUGGUUCAAACUUUAAAAUUACUCUUUCAGCAUAUGAGUUGUAUGCAGAAGUUAUCUAUGAUUUACUGGUUCCAGUGACAAGUAGAAAGCCGUUGAAAUUAUAUCAUCUUAAUAAGAACGAUGAAACUGUAUUAGAAAUCAAUAAAAAUAAUUAUAGUAUAAAACAUCUGAAAUGUAUCAAUAUUAAGGAUCUCAAUCAUCUACUUAAUGAACUGCUCGAAUUGACAUCUGUUUAUUAUGAGUCAAGGAAAUCCCAUGUUUUCGUUAAGAUCAAUAUUCAACAGUUAAAUGUUGAUAAAGAUAUUUUGAAAAAUAGUAUAUUGCAAAUAGUAGAUUUUAAAGAUAUAGGUUUGACGAACGAUAUUGGUCAAGAAGAUAUGAAAAAAAUAAAAUUAGGUAUUGAUUCAUUUAAGUUGAUUAUUGAUAGAUUGGGUAGUAAUGAAAAAGUUCAUACUCAUUUUAAGGAUUCAGUAUUUACUAAAUUACUUUAUUCUUCUUUAAUGGACAAUUAUAAAAAUCUUUUCAUAAUAUGUGGUUCUACUUAUAAAAAUGAUUUGACAAGGACUUUAGAUUCUUUGAAAUUUGCAUCAAGUUUAUCUAAAUUGGAGACAUAUAUUUAUCAUAAUAAAUUUGGUUUGAAUUCAAAGGCAAAAUUUGAUAUAUAUGUUAAUGAAAUUAAACUUAAAGAAGAAAAUUAUAAGUUGCAAAUUGAAUUUUUAAGAAAGAAGUUAGAGACAGUCAUGAAUAUUCAACAGAAGCAUAAAGAAGUUGAUAAAAACAUUAGUCAAUUAAAGUUAGAAAAUGCAAAAUUAACAGAACAAAUUAAAAUAGUUAAACAACUUAGUAGUGAUGGUAGUGGUAAUGUCCAAAAGGAUGAUGAAUCAGAUAAAGACACUAAAAUCGACAAUUUGGCACAGUCAUCAUCUGAUGUCAAAUCAAAUAGUUCAAGAGAUAUGGAUAGGAGUAAUAGUGAUACACAAGAUGCAAUGCAAAUUAUUUUAGAAAAAUGUGAAGAAAUUGUUAAAUUACAGUUAUGUUUAGAUAAAGAAAGACUAGCAAAUAAAAACUAUCAACAAGAGUUAAAUGAAUUGCAUGAUAGAGAAAUUGUACUUCAUGAUAUGAAUAGUAAGUUACUGGACCAGGUAAAUUCUCAGACGAGAUCAUUAGAAAGCGUUUUAUCCUAUAAUGCAAUGUUGAAACAGGAAAUUUCAAAAUGGACGAAUCUUGUAGAGAAUCAAAAUGAAAAAAUACAAAGAUUGGAACAAAAGUUAAAGAAAGAUGAUAAUUUAAAUAACAAAGAUACCCUUAAGAAUGAUACAAACAACGAAAGAGGUCAAUCUUGGAGUUUUCCUGGUACAAAAACAGCCUUUUGGAAGAAUACCAAACACUCACAUAUCGAAUCUCAAGACUCUAUAACUCAAUCUAAAUCUAUUCCAAAGCUGUCAAAUCACGUUUCUGAACCAAAAGUUUUGAAACACGGUCUUAAUCUUAAUUCUAUACGUGUAGUGUCUAAUCCAAUAUCAGAAUUAUCUAAAGAAAAAAUUGCUGAAUAA
Arxiozyma heterogenica is the source of this 1998-nucleotide messenger RNA. It is a transcript of the gene SMY1, whose product is annotated as Smy1p. Gene Ontology annotation, molecular function: ATP hydrolysis activity; ATP binding; microtubule binding. The record is from RefSeq and is a predicted model, not a curated record. Gene Ontology annotation, biological process: microtubule-based movement. NCBI's taxonomy places the organism in Eukaryota, Fungi, Ascomycota, Saccharomycetes, Saccharomycetales, Saccharomycetaceae. Gene Ontology annotation, cellular component: microtubule; kinesin complex. Bases 1 to 1998 code for a protein of 665 amino acids. The transcript has a single exon.